AUGAAUCUGAAUAAUCUCGAUUUAAGUAUUUAUGAUAAUACGGAUCUUAUGGCUAUUAUUGAAAUUAUUAAAAAUAAAUUUUAUUUUGCAACUUUGAUUCCUGGAAGAAAGGAGCCAAAACAUAUACCAAAUAUGUAUUUGUUUGAUAUCGAUGGCGAAUUGAUUUAUAACAAUUUUUAUAGUGAUUUUGGACCAUUGAAUAUUGCCUGCUUAUACAAGUAUUGUUACGGUGUUAAUCAAAUUUUAAAUGAGUGUAAUGAUCUAGUCGUACAUUAUACGUGUGUAAAUGCAGAAAAACGAGCAAAUGCCGCUUAUCUUGUCGCUUCGUAUGCCGUCUUGUACUUAAAUAAGUCACCAGAGGAAAUUUAUAAUACAAUUGUGACUAAAGAUCUGCCAAGCUUGAAGCCUUUUCAAGAUGCAUCCAUUGGCUACUCGCAUCAUCAAAUAAGACUUAUCGAUUGUCUAAGGGCUUUAAAAAAGGCUGCACUAUUCGGUUUCUUUGACUUUCAAGAUUUUGACGUGAAGGAAUACGAAAAGUAUGUGCAGAUGAAAAACGGCGAUUUAAAUUGGAUCGUUCCACGUAAAUUGUUGGCCUUUUUCGGGCCGAAUGUCGAGAACGACAGUGUCGCUCAUUAUCCUGAAAAAUAUUUGAAUUAUUUUUUAAAGAACGACAUCACGACCGUCAUCAGACUCAAUAAAAAGACUUACAACUCAUUCAGGUUUACAAACGCCGGUUUGUUCCACUACGACCUGUUCUUUCCAGACGGUGGCGUGCCAUCGAAAAGGAUAUUAGAUCACUUUUUGCAUAUCGUAGAGACGACGAGAGGCGCCAUAGCCGUACAUUGCAAAGCCGGUCUCGGUAGAACGGGCACACUGAUCGCCACUUACGUGAUGAAGCAUUAUAAGAUGACGGCACGUGAGGCCAUCGCCUGGCUGAGAAUCUGCAGGCCUGGCUCGGUCAUCGGUUACCAGCAGCUCUGGCUCGAGGAGAUGGAAAUUAGUUUGCUUCGGGCGGGGCGUCGAUUCAGAUAUAAGUAUUACGGAGAUGAAAAUUUCAUUCUGCAUCACGAACGAGGCAUUUACUCUGUAGCCGUUAAAUACGAUGAAAAACUAGAAGUCAGAAAUUAUCGGCGUAAGAAAUAUGCCCGUACACUAAAAAAAUUGUCAAACAUGUCGGAUGAUAAAUCUUCGAUGAUUCUGAAAAGUCGAUAUUCUUUCGGGCAGGAAAGCGUCACAAGUAAGGCUACGACGGCAAAUCACCGAUUCCAAGUUCAACAUAAUGGUUGAAUAAUUUCACAGAGGAACAAAUGAA
This is a messenger RNA of Ceratosolen solmsi marchali, 1312 nucleotides long. RefSeq names its product dual specificity protein phosphatase CDC14A. Gene Ontology annotation, biological process: protein dephosphorylation. Gene Ontology annotation, molecular function: protein tyrosine phosphatase activity. Bases 1 to 1287 code for a protein of 428 amino acids. The record is from RefSeq and is a predicted model, not a curated record. The transcript has 8 exons. NCBI's taxonomy places the organism in Eukaryota, Metazoa, Arthropoda, Insecta, Hymenoptera, Agaonidae.